AUGCCUUCUUCUAGCACCGGCGAGAUCAGUUCCUCCUCUAUCGCAGAGUGGGAUGCUACGCAGUCGAACGUCCCGGCUUCUCACCCCGUGUCACCUUUCUGGCUCGCGGAUGAGCUUAUCGAGAGCGUGUCUGUCUUCAAAGCUGCCCACUCCAGGGACUUUUCCACCGCGUCUAGCAAGACCCUAACAAAUGGAGGCAGCGACACGGAUAGCUUAGCUCAGCUUAACCGCGCGAGCUCUCCCGACAAUACUCAGCGGUAUUCGAUUCUAGCAGAUCUUCUGAUUGAAUCUGCACCCCAUCUACGGCACUUAGCGACUAUCCGGACAGACGAUUCGAGGUUGCACAUCACCUCUGGAACGCCCAAGAACCAGCUAGUCACACCUGUCGAAGAGCAACGGCAUCCGGGAAAACCAGCCGUAAAAACCCAAGAGCCGGAGACGCAAGAAGGUGAUGAGCAAAGCCAGCAAUUGCCGGCCACGGAAGGCGAGAGCGCCACCGCAAAUCAAUUUUUACAUGGAAUUCCAUUAUUACUACUCACCAUCGGUCUCUCAUUAGUCGUUUUCCUAAUAUCCAUAGAUAGAACAAUUAUCACUACAGCCAUUCCUUUCAUUACCUCCGAAUUUCAGUCUACGGCAGACAUCGGCUGGUAUGGCUCCGCCUACCUCCUUACAGCAUGUGCAUUUCAGCCCGUCUUCGGGCGAGUAUUUACUUCCUUUAACGUCAAAUGGUCAUAUCUCCUUUCCAUGUUUGUCUUUGAAAUUGGGUCUAUAAUUAGCGGGUUUGCGCCAUCUUCCGUGGCCCUUAUCGUCGGACGGGCUAUCGCCGGGUUUGGCAGCGCCGGCAUCCUGACGGGCAGCUUUGUUAUAGUAGCAACGGCUGUCCCGUUAGCCGUUAGGCCAAUCUAUACUGCCGUUGUUGGUCUAAUGUUUGGUGUGGGUGCUACUGUUGGUCCUCUUAUUGGAGGUGUAUUCACGGAUUUAGUGACAUGGCGAUGGUGCUUCUGGAUCAACUUACCGGUUGGUGCCGUGACGAUCCUCGUGAUGAUACUUGUAUACCAUCCGCAACCACGCGCCGAGACGAAACGAGGAGUUUUUAAUCGCCUAAUCGAUCUUGACCUUGUCGGCAAUAUUAUUUUGUUGGGCGCUGCCGUCAUGUUGUUCUUAGCUCUCGAAGCUACUCUCACCGGCGCCGCCUGGGCAAGCCCCGAAGUCAUCGGUCUCCUCUGUGGAUCCGGCGUCGCCGCAAUCGUGUUAAUAGGGUGGCUGAAAUACAAGAAGGACGGCGCCUUAAUCCCCCCCUCCAUCGCCAAGCAGCGUACGGUUGCCGCGUCUUGUCUGAUGGCAUUUUUUACCUACGGAGCUCUGCUCAUACACACAUAUUUCCUUCCUAUAUGGUUCCAAGCCAUUCUCGGCUACAGCGCCAUCGAAUCCGGUGUAGCUAUGAUACCAUACUUCGUAGCCAACGCACUCUUCUCUGUCUUUUCCGGUGUAUUCGUCUCCGUUGUGGGCUAUUUCACGCCCCCUGCUAUCCUAGGAAGCGCCAUCGGCACCAUAGGCUGCGGCAUCAUCACCUUGUUCCACCCCCAGAUGAGCACGGGAAUGUGGAUCGGCUUCGAGAUUCUCGCUUCCGCUGGCUUCGGCAUGUCCAUUCAGCAAGGCUUCACAGCGGUACAGACUGUUCUCGGACCCGAGGAUCUUGCUGUUGGCACUGCCGCUGUCGUAGCUGCGCAGUCUCUUGGAGGUGCUGUCUUCAUCUCUGUCGGUAACAGCGUAUUUCAAAAUCGCCUCGCGUCCCUCAUCGAGGAUACUAACAUCCCGGGCCUUGACGUUCGUGCCAUCGUUGGAGCCGGCGCUGUCGCCUUCCGAAAGGUUGUUCCAGCCGACGAUCUUCCCACGCUCCUUGCGCUCUACGAUGCCGCGCUACACACCGUCCUGGUCGUCGCAGUGCCGCUUGGCGGGCUCGCCUUCCUGUCAUGCUGCUUCCUCCAGUGGAAGUCCGUCAAGAAGCCUGCUCAGCCACAUUCUGGGGAUGUGGAGAAGGCGUAA
Messenger RNA from Hypoxylon fragiforme, 2046 nucleotides. Its product is annotated as MFS general substrate transporter. Gene Ontology annotation, molecular function: transmembrane transporter activity. The record is from RefSeq and is a predicted model, not a curated record. NCBI's taxonomy places the organism in Eukaryota, Fungi, Ascomycota, Sordariomycetes, Xylariales, Hypoxylaceae. The transcript has 4 exons. Bases 1 to 2046 code for a protein of 681 amino acids. Gene Ontology annotation, biological process: transmembrane transport.